Molecule: messenger RNA, 2625 nt
Organism: Hemibagrus wyckioides
Lineage: Eukaryota; Metazoa; Chordata; Actinopteri; Siluriformes; Bagridae
Gene: nphp1
Product: nephronophthisis 1
Exons: 20
Coding region: 118-2166 (682 amino acids)
Biological process (GO): protein localization involved in establishment of planar polarity
Cellular component (GO): cilium; cytoplasm
Molecular function (GO): protein binding
Source: RefSeq, a predicted model, not a curated record
GGUAUCUUAGCAACCGUGUGCAGUGUCGCGCGGAUCUGUUACUCCAGGCUUAACUGAGCUGAAAUAAUAACUAAUAAAAUCAUAACUAAUAUGAAUUUAUAAUUAAAUUUAUUUUUAAUGUACAGGUUUAAGAUGGUGCCGAAAAAGAAAGGAGGUCUUCAGACUGUACAGGAGGAAGCGGCUGAGCUCGAGAGGAAGGUGGACUCUUUAAUGCAGGACUUUAAGAGGUUGGAGGUCUCAGGCAGAUCACAGAGGUGUUCAGAUCUACAGAGUGCAGUGACAGAGGCGCUAACAACGCUCCAGAAAUUAACCAAAGCAGAUGAAUUAGCUCCUGUAGGGAAUUAUGAUCAGAGGAAGAGACAGGAGGAAGAGCGACUCAGGACUUUACAAAAGAAACUCAGAGUUCUAACAGUACAACCUCAGGACAAGUCAUCUGAGGAGGAGGAGGAGGAGGAGGACAGUGAGGAGGAAGAAGGUGAAGAGGAGGAGGAGGAACAUGCUGCACAGCAUGAUGAGGAUGAUGAUGAUGAUGAGGUUGAUGGUGAUGAAGAUAAUGCAGAAGGGAAGGUGUUACCUGCCAUGAAGGGUGAAGUGUGCUACGUGGCUCUGGGCUCUUUCAGAGGACAGGAGGAGGGAGACCUUACAGUCCAGAAAGGAGCUGUUGUUAGAGUCCUGCAGAAGAGUGGUGAUGGAUGGUGGCUCGCCCAGGACUCCGAGGGAAACAAAGGCCUUGUCCCCAAAAACUACCUGAAGAAAAUGUCUCCACAUGAGCGAGUGUCAGAAUCCAAGGACGACAACGAUGGUGAUGAGGAUGAAGAUGAGGAUGAUGAAGUGAGUGAUGAAGUGCAGGAGGAUGACAAGGACCCGACUGAAGGGAAGCCCAGCACGUCAUCCAACUGGGACACAGUGAGGAAAGCUGUGAGUGAGCUGGAUGCCACUGAUGUGCUUUCGGCCAUGGGAGCCAUUCCUCCAGGCUUCAGACCCUCCACUCUGUCCAAGCUGCUGGAUGAAGGAACUUCCUACAGAGCCAGUCACUAUAUUCAGCCCAAACUUGGACAAUCAGAGCUCAGCUUUAAAGAUCUUCAACUGGACCCAGACACUGGCAAGGUACUCACACGGCACUCCCGUGUGUGUGUGAGCGUGACUCUGUGGAGCUGUAGAAUGAUCCCGCCUCCAGGGGUGGGGCUGAGGGUCCUGAGCCGUCACGUCCGUCUCUGUGCUUUUAAUGGAACUGAGGUGUUGAGUAAUAUCCACACAGUGAGAGCCUCCUGCACUUCAUCCAGCCCGAAAUCAUGGGGCUUCUCACGACGGAUGAGCAGUUUGAUGCCCUGUCUGUUAGAUGGAGAUUGUUUUUUCCGCUGUGAUUCCGACUCUCCUGAUUUGGGAAUUCUGUUUGAGCUCGGAGUCACCUAUAUCAGAAACUCCACAGGAGAGAGAGGAGAUCUGAGCUGUGGUUGGGCUUUUCUUAAACUCUUUGAUGAAAAUGGAGCACUCAUACCUCUAUGUACGCAGGAGCUUAUUGUGAAUGGAGGAACUCCAUAUGAGGGGGCUGUUGAUACGUGCAGCAUGUCAACUAUAAGAGGUGGCUCCAGUGGUGUGCUGCAUCAGAUGCUGAAGUCCAGGAAACGUCCCAAACUGAUCAUUAAGCUCAGAUCUCCAAACACUCGCAGCAAAGAACAGCUCAGCUUGCUUCCUGAUACUCUACUUGGCUGCAUGUCCACGGUUCCCCUGCUGGUUCUGUUCAGACAACUGCUCGCUGAUACACUGCUACUGGACCGAGUCACCAUGCAGAAUGCAGAUCUGAUCUGCAGCUCAGUUCUAGCUACGUUCCCUAAGGUUCUGGAUCAGUCUGACCUGAUGGAUGCUUUCCGGAAAUCAUGGGUGGAGUCAGAGAACAACCUGAAGAGGUCUGACAAGAAGGAUGUAGCUGUACUAAAGAAGCUGUUUGAGAGUGUGUAUAUGAGCAGUGUGUUCCCGUUGUUGUUCUCGGCGGAGAUGCCUACUCCUCUCUGGGCCAAUGAGGACACCGAGGCCCACCGUGCCCGUCUCAUUUAUAACCCCGCCCACAAGAUCUCCUUGGAAACCAUGCUGUCAUCCAAUCACAAGCACCAAGCUUUCAACAUCUCUCAGGUUUCCUAUGAUCUCCUCACUUCAGCCUGGAACUGACCAAUCGCCACGCAGCUGACCUACAGACUGACCAAUCAGCUCACAACUCAGCUACAGACUGACCAAUCAGCUCACAGCUCCACUACAGACUGACCAAUCAGCUCACAGCUCCACUACAGACUGACCAAUCAGCUCACAGCUCCACUACAGACUGACCAGUCAGCUCACAGCUCCACUACACACUGACCAAUCAGCAUACAACUCAGCUACAGACUGACCAAUCAGCAUACAACUCAGCUACAGACUGACCAAUCAGCUCACAGCUUCACUACAGACUGACCAAUCAGCUCACAGCUUCACUACAGACUGACCAAAAAGCAUACAGCAGAAGUUAAACUGGACAGCAGCUGAUCAAUCAGGAAGCUGAUUCUUCACUUUAGAUCACUUUAUAAUGACUUUAUUUAAAUUCUGCUCACUUUAUUUCAGUUUUUUAAAUAAUAAAAUGAAAUGUAAUCAAUA